AUGACCCGGCUUUACACGGCCUCAAGAAAAACCCUCCCGGCCCAUGUCACGCUAAAUUUCUCCAAGGUAAAUCUCAACUUUUUUUUUUACAACGAUCACGUUUUCGGUUCUUUUUUUUCAUUUGGAUAUUAAGAGAAACUACGAUUCAACAAGAAAGUGUUUUUCGGCUAAAAAUUUUAAGUAAGACUUCAAAGUUCUUCAAACAGUUUUGAAACUUUUAUUCGCGGCCUGGCCCGUGCAGGAUUCUUCGCGAAAAGAAGCCCACAGGGCUCUGGCUUUGGGCCUCGUUUUUUGCGUAAACUUCGCCGUAAAACACUUUUUACUUGUUAAACCCCAUUUUUUUCGUUGAACUUUAAGUGAGAAAUACCAAAAAUAUGAUCUUUGUCGUUUAAAACUUUGAUAAUUUACUUGGAUAAAAUCGCGCUUUUGGGACCGAGUCGCGCUUGGAAAAUUGCCGGGAUCCGAUAGGUUGGCCCUCGCAGGACCAGAUGUCUUUUUUCUACCUAUUUAAAAAUUUUAUAGAUUUGAUAUUUUCGUGUCUGUCCAUCUUUUUUGAUUUUUAUUUUAUUUUUCAGUUGUUCAUAAUUUUUUUUUUCAGUCGAACUUUUGUGAGGAUAAAGUUUCUUAUCGCUCAUCCCACAUAAUGAAUGCGUCUUCAGACCGCUUUCACGGUUUGUGAUUUUUCAGUCUUUCUUUUACACGGGUCAUUCGGCGUAUUCACGGAAUUCACUCCAAUUUUCAAUCGGGGCAUGCUAAAAAUAAAUCAAUAAGUAUAAUACAAAUCUAACUUUAUUGUAUUCCAAUACUCUUCACGUGCUUUCCGAUGCUAUCCCAAUGCUAUUCGAUUCGCGAAGGAAUCUUUAGAAGUAUGCUGUCGGAUGCCGUACCGAGAUCUAUCUCACCAUUUAUCCUACUUAUUGACUAACUGAGUGGAUACCUCGAUUGACUUUCGCAGUUAAAUAGGCGAGAAAUGGACUUAAUGAUUUUUUCUAAAAUAUUUUUUUACUUUUCUGAAAUCAAAUUUUUGUUUAUUAUUUUUUUUUUUUGUUUUUUCCCUGGACCUAUACGGGGGCUCAGCGCGUCAAUUGGGUGUUAGCGUAAAUUCGCCGUGCUUGAACGGGGUCUAUGCGCGGCUAAAAAUUGCGCUCGGCUAUGGUUAAACGGGUGAACGACAGAAGCAUCCGCGCUUGCUCUUGGCCAACAUGAAAGAUUUAUUUAAUUGUUCAUUCGCCAUUCCGCAAUGUGCACGACAUACAAUUUUAAAAAACGUCAAAAAUGUCAAACAAAGCUAACAGUUCACCUGUGGAAGCGGCCUCAGGAAAAGAUUGUUGGUAAAAAUUGCAAAAUUUUGAAAUACUAUUUUAUGUUUAAAAUAUACAUGAUUAAAAUCUGGAAAAGUUCUCAUUUUUUCGAAUUUUUAGAUUAUGCUCAGGACAUCCCUAUGAGGUUAUCGUCUCAGUUUUUCUCUUUUACACACAUAGUCGUUCCUGAUCUGGAUUUUCCUUCGCCGAAUGAUUUCUCCGAGCUGAAGGUUUUCCUCCCCUUCAAGUCAAGUUCACUCCGUAGUUGCAGUACUCUUUCGAUUUGGAGAGACGGGCAAGGAAACAAUUUGAUGAUUUCAAAGCGAAAAGCGACUUUGCAACUUCUUAUAUUGAUCCUAAUCUCACGCAAGUGCAGUCUCAGACAGUCUCGCUUCCGCAAGUCUACCAUAGUCCAGUGAUUGUCGAAAUCUGAGUUUCAGCAAGUUCUACUCCCUCAUCCUUAUGAAAAAAGUCCGGCGCCAAGUACAACUAGUGCUUUGCAAAGUUCUUUUUCCGAGUUCGAGUCGCAAAGAAACGUGUUUGAUGAGAUAGAAUGGACUGCGCUUGACGACCGUGCCGCUUUGAACGAGGUUUCAGACGAAACAUUUUUGACACUUUUUUUAGGUUUUGAAAGAAACAACGUGUUUUGGUGAGCCGCCGCCCAGACAGAUUUCUAGAGAUUCCCCCCAAGACCCAAUUAAACGUGAGCUCUAUUUCUUUCGAUGCACUGUCAUCAUGAAAAUUCAUAUUUUUGAAUUGAAUUUUUUCAGUUGCGUCGAACACAUCUAAAGAAGUUAGACACUCGAAAGAGCACGAUCUUAGGUUGCGGUUGAUCGAAAAGGGCUUCCGACCGGAAAUCGUACAAAUUUGUAUAAAAAAUCUACCACGGGCAAGACUUGUACACGUGAGCUUUUCAAGCGAAUUCUUGUCAUUUGUUUUUGCUCUUCUACAGAUUGAGUAUUAUAUGAAAGGGAUUCGAAUGAUGGAAAAAAGCAGCGUACCGGUCAACGAUGGUUUAAAUUUUUUGUUGCAAAGCGAAUUGAACGACAAACAGGUGAAUCUGUCCAUUUUUUAAAGAUAUUAUCUCAACGUUGAGAAGAAAAUGCUCCCAUUUUUCAGUGUAUACUAUAAGGUUGUUAAGAAAUUCCCAGCGGUUUUUGGUGCUCUUACUUGAACGAAAUUUUGGGCUGGUUUAUCAUGGCUUACCACUGCAACUUACUUUGGGCUUGGUUACUAAAAGCAAAUAUCAUUUUAAAGCGUGUGGCCUGUUUUAGGUUUCUGUCUUUUUAUUUCAAAUUUAUUGAGUAAGUUUUUUAGAGUUUCGAAAAAGAGCUGAAAAUUUUAUGUCUCUGUAUUGGUCCUUUAACACCUCAACCAGAAAUUUUGAAUGAAAUAUGAAGACUUUGAUUUGUUUAGAGCGUCCUCAAGUAUGCUGAAACUGUCUCGCAACUCGUAAGCAUGGGUUUCAAUCAAGACGUCGUCUUCUCCAAUGUGCGAUUAGAAGAAGGCGAUCGAAUCAAAUCACUCACUCGCAUAUUAGCAUCAAAUUCUUAGCAAGUGUACAGAUUAUACAUCUAUCGAAACAUAUUGGACAUCUUUAGAUGCAUUAUCAAAUAUAAAAAUCAGCUAUUCUUCGCGUUUCUUGCUAAAUUUGUUAACAAGCACGUCUGAAAAAGAAACGGAUUUCGUUUUCCAAUCGUUCACUUCAAUAAGUCAAAACUGAAUUCAUUUUUCGACAGGUCAAAAAUUUAUAAAAUAUUUCGGACCUCUGACUAUAAGGAAAUUUUUAUGUAUUGAAAUUAAUGACCAAUACUACUAAGUUUUCGGAAUCAUGAACAAGGUCGUGUUAACAUCGAGUUGAACUUGAAAGUGUUUUUCAUUCAGAAUGAAUAACAGGAAAAGAUCAGAAAUUCCGUUUAUCCCAACUUUUCAGAAUAAAUUUCCCAAAUUGCGCCAAAAGGGAAGCUCGGAUCUUUUCUUUACGUUGUUUCCGGUCUUGUACGCUGGAUUUUUCAAUUCACCAUGAACUGAGAAUCCGUUUCCAGUAACUAGCAUGUAGCGUUGCGUGUUUUACAAGCCUUCUAGCUGUUUUAUAAAAAAAGUUAUUCACGAAGUUGAAACCAUCAUAGCUUAAAAUUCUUUGUCGACAUCGAGAACCAGGCUCAUUCGUGGUCUUAUAUGUCCUGAUCGGAAUUUUUCCGACAACUUUCAUUAGUUGAAGUACUGUCACACGCAUUUCAAAUAUAAAAAAGCCUCAAUAAGCUCGCUCUAUCGCUUGGACUAAGAAAAAAAAAAUGAUAGAACUGACACGUUUUUGUGCAAAUUUUGAACAGCAGAAAAAGUCACUUGAUUAUUUUUGUUUCAAAAAACCUUCUUUAUUCAAUUUGAAAACCGAGCGAAAAGCUUUAAAACGACAUACACUGGUCGAACGACGUAUCCACAAAUAACUAAGACCUAACGAAACGAAAUUUGAUCAGGAUAUGUUAAUUGUCAAUCAAUAAAUAGCAUACAGAGGCUAACUUUCUGGUAUUUUGAUACUAUUUGUGUGCACUCUGAUAGCUAUGUCAUCGCGUAUCCUAUGUAUUGACGGACGGUUUGGGUACCUCGAUUGAUCUUUGUAUAAACUUCGACCGUCGUGAAAAGAAAAAAAAACUUUCCGGGCUACUUGUCAAAGUUGAAGUAUCGAAAAACGAAGUCCGUUUUUGAGAACCUAAUAUUCAAGGCCCGCUUUGAACGUGGAAUUAUUUCUACGAGAUUCAUCUUUUACAAAGUGAGAUUAUUUUUUCAAUUUGAAGGAUAUGUUAUAGCAACUUUGACCAUAAGAAAAAAAAAAGAAUUAGAUAUUAUUUACUUUGAUAUGUUCAAAAUUAAGUAGCUGUGAAAGUUAACCCUCUGUAGGUCUGCUAAAAAAUAUAACAAUUUGAUUACAAGAACCGAUCGAUAUUGAACAACGCUUACUGGUUCCUCUCCUCCUCCUCCUCUCUGCUCUCGUGCAUAUUCCCUUCAAAUCUCACUCCGCCUCUUCUACUCCUCCUCCCUCCUCUUCUUCACGUUCCGCGGUGGUCAACACUUCUGGCGUGUCGACCACUCAUGUUUUUUGUUGUUUUUCUUGGUAUUUCCUCACUUUCAAUAUUCUCAUGUUCACCAGGUUUGUACAAUAGUCGCAUUUUGACACUCAUGAUGUAUUUUUCAAGAAAAGUGGUUUUCCGACUCGUCUGUCGGGGAAUUUCGAGAGCUAUUGAUUGACGUGAAAGCUGGAGCUGUUUUUGUGGGUGCCGAAGGCGCAGUUUAUCGUCUAUGGGCAUACAAUGUCAACGACACCAAUGAGAAUUCGGUAUGAAUUUCCAGCGUCAAUUUUGAAUUUUGAACUUUGGUUGAAAUUAGAAGAGUUGCUUACAAAGAGGGUUUUCUUUGAAAUGAUAAUUAUGAAUUGAAGUGAGAAUUGGAUUUGAUAAGCUCAAAGGAACUACAUCUUCGAAGUAAUAUUCAAGAACUUUUUUGAUUAUUUUGUUUUAUUCCGAGGAGAAGAUCCAUUGUCCUUGUUUAUCGUUUGAUACAUGAUUUUUUGAUGUUUACUUCUCUUUUCGGCAAGAAAAAUGUUAACAAAAUGCUCUACCGAAUCAAAAUUGCGACGCAACUCUACGUCACUAUGUCGUUUUGCCCUUUUUUAAAUAUUCACCGAUUAUGAUUCAUUAGUUUAGUCAGUGUAGUUUAGUCACUACAGCGUUUCUGAAACACAAACUCCCGGCUAAGACCAAAAAAACUUCAAAUCCGAAGAUAUCCUGUGUUUGUGGAAAAGUAAAAGCCUAGUGUGUUUUUAGAUCCUAGAAUUGAAAUUUUACUGUCAACUUCUUUGAAAAAUACGUUUUAAACUAAAUUUUGUAUGAAAAAAGGAAAAGGAAACGAGAUGCCAUCAACAGAACUCAUUUCGUAUAAGCCAUCUCAAUUUGAAGAUGAUAUCCAAGCCACUGAAAAUGUCUCGAUUUCGUAGAAGAAGUCAUCUUGGUUUCAAGCUCGACUUUGCAGUUCACGAAGAAAACUCUGAGCUUGACGGAGACGGAAGAGACCGAGUGCCGGGCGAUGGGAAACACGGAACAAAUGUGUCGACCGUCUACACGAUUUAUUUCUCUUUUUAAUGGUUUCGAAAGUUUGUAUGUGGGUUUUUUUCUUUUUUUUUUUCACUUUCUUUUUUUCCUGAGUUCAUUGUAAUGAUUAAAGUGCGGAUGCGAAUUCGAGAAUUGAACGUCAAAGUGUAUAGAAAAAGCAAGGAGCGGCUGUAGUGAAAACUUCAAUAGUUGCAUUUCUUUUAUUGUUGAGGAGCACGGUUUUUGUUUUUUUGGCUGAGAACGAAUUUUUAAAAUGAAACUUAUGUUUAAAUCACAAAAACCGAUUCCGCUUUAAUCUUUAUUUGGUUCGAUUCUCCCUUCCAGGCAUUUGAGGGGUUUUGAACGAUUCGAUAGGAAAAAUAUUGAAGGUGUGCUCUUCGGUUGGAAUGAAGCCGGAAAUUCGUGUUCUCGACGCGGUUACUCUCAAGGAUCAGCAGGAGCCAAGGACAGAAAUCGGGAUUUGUGCACCCGAUGAAACAGUAAACUCAACCGCCGUCAUUGUAGGUUGGUGAAACUCGUUUUUAAUUUCAAAGGCCAAAUGGAAUGUCCAUGUUAUUUUUUCGACAUUUCCCUAGGUUGCUCCGCAUUCAUUCGAUUCUAAUUUUAUAAGGAAGCUUAUAUUGGCUUUUCAUGACGUUCGAAUCAGUUUUUCAGUUUUAUAUAGUGGGUUCUGCGCAAGCCGGCCACUUCGAAAAAAAAAAAACAGCAGCUAGUUUAAUCACAGCUUUGUUUACGGUAGCUUUUUCUGCUGUUUUUCAAAACGUGACCGUUUCAGAUUAUUAAUGUCAAGCAGCUAACUUCGCCCCAUGGCAACAGUACCUUCCCUCGGACAUUGGUAACGUGAAACGGACGUGCUCCGGACGUUUCUGGGCGAUUAUAGGGAUCACCUAAGAGUGCUGAGGCCACUAAAGUGGUCACUAGAAAUGCCCCGACACGUCCGAUUCGCGUUACCAAGGUCCGAGCCGCUUUGAGUUUUUUCGCGUGUGACGAUGAUCUUUUAAUGGCCCUGUAUUUUUUUUUGACUUUCUUCUAGGUGUUAUGUAUAGAAAAGAUUGAAAAAUAUUGCACUAAAAUAGGCCACCCUCGUUAAUUAGUCGAAACGAAAAGGUACUGUGCCAAACGGGGCAAUUUGCCCGCUUUACAUUAUAGAUCAGAGCAUUUUUUUUUUUCAGAAUGGGGCAACCCAGACGAUAUAAUGUCGGUUUAUUCUGGAAUCCGCACGGGAAUGGCUGGAGAAAAUCAUUUGAUCUACCGACCACCUCUUGUCAAAAAUGGCCGCCAAGCCUAUCCCAAUAUUCGAACGAUUUACACCGACAACAAGUGGCUCAAUGGUUUUUUUUUUUGGUUUUUUUUUGGGGUACUGUAAACGAUUCGAAGAUUAGUGACACAGUCUUUAGCUUCUUUCAUUUAAAUUCAAGCUGAUUCUGGGGAACUUUAUCAAUUAUUUUUUUUGGCUCCACCUGAUGUAAGACCCUAUAUUUUCGUUUACUUUCAGAACCCCAGUUCGUUGCAUCCUUUGAGGUUGCCGCCCACGUGUUUUUCUUUUUCCGUGAAAUCGCCUACGAAAAUGCUUUUGGCGAUCGAAUCGUUCACAGUCGGAUUGCUCGUGUUUGUAAGGUAGAGUUUCUUCAGAAUAAAAAAUGAGUAAAGUUCGAAUGAACACCUUGAAGGUAAGGCUCUCAAGGGAAUUUUCGAAAGGCGGCUUCGAGAAAGAAAUCUUUUGAUUUGGACUUGAAAAGAAGAAAUAUUUAUUUUACCCACAUUUUUUAGACGGCCUUUUCAUUUUAUUUUUUUUCAGAAAAGUUGAUUUUGAAUUUUUUUUUUUUCGACCAAGUUUUUCUUUUUUCUUAUCGAUAUUUGAGAUAAAACCUGACACAACUAUCAAAAAAACUUUGAAAAACUCCAUGAAACGCUUUCAGAAGGAUAUGGGGGGCCGAAACGUGCUCCGUCAAGUGUGGACUUCUUUCCUGAAAGCUCGUCUCAAUUGUUCGAUUUCCGCCGAUUAUCCCUUCUAUUUUGAUCAUAUCCGUCAGUUUUUAUCCGCUUUUUUCAGUUGAAAAAAUUGUCCACCGAGGUUUUGACUUCUGUAAAAGGCCAAUCAAUGACUGGAAUUUCCGAUUUGGAAAUUUAAAAUUAGAAAUCAGUGUUCGAUGAACCACUAUUUAUAAGGAAAGAACCUCUUCGAGACAGUAGAUCUAAUCAAAAAUUUGCAGAAUCAGUGGCUAAGGUCGAAAAAAAUGGCGAAACCAACUUCUACGCCUCAUUCAGCACGUCCAACACGGCGUUCGUCUCCUCUGCUGUUUGCGUCUUUUCGCUAUCUUCUAUCAACAAUGUGAGCGCCAUUUUUCCCUCUUUGUGUUGAAUAAGCAAGAACAGCGUUUGCGACGACUAUGACGUUUUCGGUGGAUAAACAGCGAUUUAGGGAGAGAGCCACGCCCAAUCUUCAAAAAGUAAAAUAUCCCACUAUUUUUGAAAUCGGCAUCGCUUAGAAAAUCUAGAAUUUAAAGUGUUGAUUGUCUUUUUGUGAGGUUUUCGUGAGAGAUCUCCAGGCCAAAUCAACAAAAACGACGAUUUUAAAAAAAGGUGGACACGAAAAAAAAAAAUAUUGAAAAAAGUUGGCUCUGCACAAAAAAAAUGCGUAGAUCAUCAAUUUUCCUAAAAUUUCGAAGCCGAUUUGCGAGAUACUUCCGUGGACAUGCCGAAAAUCGUUCGAAAAAUUUUUCAUUUUAGUAUAAACCAAUUUCCAGCGAAAACGAAAUGAGCAUCAAAACCCGAUAAAAGUUUUAUUAGCUUUUUUCGGAACAUAUUUUUGUAUUCGAAAGGAAUGCUCUGUCGAGCAAAUAUCCUACUAGCUACGAAACGAAAUUUGAUACUCGGAUUCGUGAUAUUCACAAAUUUUAUUUCUUUCAGCUCCUCGAUAAUGCGCCACUGAUGGAGGAGAGUCGUGGUGGCGUCGUCUUGUCACCGACUGGGGAAGGAACUUCGGCACAUCGUCCCGGAUCGGUAGCGAAAUCUCUGAUUAUCCACAUCUUCUUUCGAAAUUUCAGUGCUCCCGUGACUCGCACUCCAUUUCGGAUUCUGAGCUGCACUUUGUCAAGUCUCAUUUAUUGCUAGCUGAAUCGAUUCCCGGUAUUCGUUUUUUUUUAGAACGUCCUUUUUUCGAAUUUAACAGGAAAGCAAAUUUGAAACGAAAAAAAAAUUGUUGCAGGUAGUAAACCCAUCAAUCCAUUGAGGGACGUGGUCUAUACGCACGUUCUCGUCGAUCCGUUGCCUCAUCAAAAUGUCGUCUUCUUGUUCGAUUCCAAGUUGGCUUUCUUAUCUUUUUGAUUUUUACGAUGACUCAAUAUUCCAAUAGACAAAAAAGGAUUUCUCUGGUUUUGGCCAACUUGCUGCACAAAGGUUCUCAAUAAAUAUAUAGGCGCUCACUAAGUAGCGUUUUUUACCUCCAGGUUGAACUUUUGAUGAAACAUUGCUGAAGUUUAAUUAAAAAAACGUUGCCCAGUCAGUUGAAAAUUGACGACAUGGAAUGUGACCAAUCGUCAUUAGUUACACCCCAUAAACAAACCGCAUUGAGCUUUUAUCUUUUUUUUUUAAAUUUUUCAAUGUUUCAAGUGGCGAAACCAUGUGGAAGGUGGCACACUGGAAAGAGUCGAACGAGUGGAAAUCAAAACUAAUUGAGAAGCGCAAAAUCGAAGUCGGCGGCAAAGUCAACUCGGCGGCGUUGCUUCCUUCUGGUGAGCUUUUGAGCGAUAAUUUCACGUCGUUGUCUUGUUUUUAAGCACAAUACUCCCAUGAGCGCUCGUGAUUUUCAUUCGUAACCUUGAAAUCAAGGGUCAGUGAGGAGAAACUAAGAAAGUUUAUGUAGUAAAAAGUAUGCAAGAAAAUUGUCAACGCAUUUAACGCGCUCACCCAAAAUUGAUUAAUGGCUUAAUAUCCCACGUUAUUAAAUAAUUAUGUUCAUGUUAAAUACACUUAUAGAAGGUUCUUUAAAAACAAAAAAACAAAAACUCAUUUUGACUUCUGAAGAGCAACAUUGAGCCAUUCAUCUAUUGGGUUUGACGCGCUAAAAGAAUCUACCACUUUCUUGCAUACUCCCUAAUAUUGAAAGAGAUAGAAUUUUCUAAUGAUGAAUUUGAUUUAAAAAAUUAAAGACUUGAAUAAAUCCUAACAGCACAAAAAAAAAACGAAAUGAUGAAGUUCAAAAAACCAAAAGUUUGAGCAAAACUCUCAAAACUUCAAACUCAAAACUAGCUUCCAAGUUUUCUCAUAAGUUUGAAAACUCUAGUUUAAAACAUCUUUUUUUAUUAUUUUUUUCCAAAGCUUCUUUCAGAGUUUUUCUACGUGUCGACGCCCGACCGCGUGUUACAGUACUCGGUGGCUGUGUGUGAACAGUACGAGGCCUGCUCGCUGUGCACCACGGACCCCUACUGCAGCUGGAACCUCGCCAACUCGUCGUGUCAUACGAGACACAGGGCCCAUGAGACGAGCAUUGGAUGGGUUUCGCAGGCCUUCAACGCCGGCGAAAAGUUGUCUCCGGAAUGUCAGACGACAGCACAUACAUCGAAACGGGUCGCAUACCUCGGCGACAGCGUCCGCUUCGACGUCCAUCAUCCGUGUCGCUGGUAUCACGAUUCCGUCGAGUACGUCUCCAUCAAUUUAUUAAAUACUUCGAAGUUUUUAAUCGCAAUUAAUACUGGAAGUCCUUUUCCAUUGUUAGUUGCGAAAAGUCAAUGAAACGGUCUAAUAGUCGAAUAAUGUUUCAUUUUCAAGUAAGAGUAAAGAAGAACAGACGUGUUGCAGAAUCGCGGAAACUGCAAGGACGAUUUUCAACGUUCAAGGAGAUGUGGUCAUUCUCAACUUGCAGACAACAGAUGCCGGAAUCUACGAAUGUCGUCAAGACUCGGUGACAAUAUUUCGCACCAAGCUCACUGUCAACGGUAUCUUGAUAUUAAAUCUGGUUUCAUGGUUUCAUCUUGCAGGCGACUGUGUAAAACCGACAACUGUGGAAGCCUACAGAUCGUGUCAACGCGAGUGGUGCAAAAAGAGCGACGAACAUCAAAUGCUCAACAGUUUGUGGAAAGAGUCUCAGCGGAAAAGUCGCAGCCCGUUUUACGAACCGUGCAAAACUUGAAGUUUAGACGCAGCACAGUGCAGAUAG
Messenger RNA from Caenorhabditis auriculariae, 10565 nucleotides. The record is from the annotation of a GenBank genome assembly. NCBI's taxonomy places the organism in Eukaryota, Metazoa, Nematoda, Chromadorea, Rhabditida, Rhabditidae.